CACACCUGCCAUAUUUUCAAAUAUCCGCUUGCGAACAUCAAUCAACAUGUCUCCGACUAUUGAAAGCGUUUAAAUUAAAAAUGGAGAAUUUCCCGUUGAAUUUCGUGGCAGAUUUCCUGACGCUGCAUAAUGAAUAUCGCGCCAAUCACGGUUCCUCUCCAUUAGAAAUCGAUGAUAAGUUGAACGAGCGGGCGCAGCAGUGGGCGGACACAAUAGCGAAAAAAGGCGUUCUCGAGUAUAGAUCGGAUCCUGAUUAUGGCGAAAACAUAUACCGAAGUUUCUGGAGGGACUUCCCUUAUCAGAUCAAACCGAAAGAUCCGCUGGAAAUGUGGUACGGAGAGGGUAACUAUUUCAAAUAUGGUGUGUGCGAUGUAAAAGAUUUGCAAACUGUGCGUCACUUCACUCAACUAAUUUGGAAGAAUACGGAAUCGAUAGGUCUCGGACUGGCCAACGAUGACAGCGGCAAAUUUUACUUCGUUUGCAUUUAUUAUCCCCCGGGCAAUGUUGCCGGCGAAUUCGUGGAAAACGUGUUACCACCCACUCAGAAGGAGGACGAGGAUCAGGAAUUGCCACCGGACGAGGCGAAGGACAUUCGAAAAAUCAAGUCGGAUCUGGACGUGGUGAGGUCUAUGGAGCGGAUAUACGCCGUACCAUCGGAAAAGCUGCGUGUCUGGUCUAUUUGGCUCACGAACAUCGGGGAAAUUGCCGACGAAUGGCAGAAGUGGUUACGUGCUCACAUCGAUUUUGUUGUAAGGCUCGCGGAAGAAUUGCAGAAGGCCGAUGAAGCCUUGAAACAGGAGGAGGAUGGGUACCAGCCAAGAAUCGAGCCGAGCGAAGUCGCGGCGGAGCAGGAAGAAGAAGAAGUUCCUGGUAAAGACGAGGAUUUCGAUCAAGGAAGUAUAGAGGCAACGAGCGAAAUUUCCCUGGCUAGAACACUUACAGAUGUGACGUUAACAGCAGAAUCGCGAGAGACUAUAGAAGCAAAAUCGAGGGAAAUAUUAGAAGAAGAAUCGGAAGAAACACCACCAACGAAAUCGAAAGAAACGUUAACAGCGAAAAGAUCAAACGAAGAAGAAUUCGCGAAGAUUUGGCCCAUAGGCACACCAUGGGAGCAUUCAGGAAUAAAGGAAGAGGAUGACAGCGAGCCGUUUGAACGACUGCCCUUACCGAGGACCGAGGAAGAGUUGAGAGAGUUUCUGAAGAAUUUUACGCACGAGGCGACCAUCUACCGAUCCUAUUAUAAACAUUGGAAGGACACUGCCGAUCUGGCAAUCAAGGAAGUCGGAGGUAGAUUGGUGAUAACAACGUUCCUGGUGCAAGGCUUGGACAAGUUUGGCAAAGUGAAGGGUCCGCCUCGUCCAAAACUAUUAGUGAGCCCGAAAUCUGUACGGAUUUCACGUAAGGGUAGAAAGCCUAGGAGAAGUGGGAAACGUGGCACGAAAUCCAGAGGGAUUUCUUUGAAUGAAAAGUCCGAGGGUGACUCGAUUUAUACGACACCACAUGAAUCAGCACCACAAACAGUCACGGUCGACGAGGAACAGGAAGAGCAAGAGAAACAGGAAGAGCAAGAGGAACAGGAAGAAGGAGAGGAAGAGGAGGAGCAGGAAGCUACGUCGACCAGGGAACCAUUGAAGGAAUCGUCAGAAGUAUCAGUGUCUGCAGAAACGGUGGAGAAAACGGCUUCGGGGACUGAUAGGACUACAGUGGACGAGUCGAAGAUUGCUUCUGUAAGGAGCCAAUUCGCAAUGGUGGAGGCUGAUGAUUUCGUGAAGGACAAUGCACGUUCUUCCGAGCCUGUGCCUUACAUCUUUUAUUUGAAAGCGGAGCCAGAUAUCGACGUAGCUAUAGAACACGAUGACGAAAAGGUCAUUCCAGCGGAUACGGAUCGCGAGCACAUCGUUGGCGCUUACAAGCGCCUUUUCUUCAACCUCGCAGACAAACCCUGCAAAGGAGGGAAACCAUGGAUAUAAAGAAAUUAUAGGAAAAUCGAUUAAAUGUCAUAAAAUUACACGCAAUAAUGAAAGAAAUUUUUGCAGCAACGCAGGUGCAGGCAUCGUUCGUGGCGCCAUUAAAUGUAAAUCGAAUCGAGCGAAAUGGUAAGCGAGUGUAAUCUAGUGGGU
This is a messenger RNA of Bombus terrestris (buff-tailed bumblebee), 2120 nucleotides long. RefSeq names its product troponin T, skeletal muscle. The record is from RefSeq and is a predicted model, not a curated record. Lineage: Eukaryota; Metazoa; Arthropoda; Insecta; Hymenoptera; Apidae. The transcript has 11 exons. Bases 81 to 1970 code for a protein of 629 amino acids.